AUGUCGUAUAAUGGCAUUAAAAGUUCUUCAUUUCCUGGCUGGUUUUUUAAUCUUACCAACCUCGUAACACUUGAUCUAUCCGGGAAUGAUUUCAAGGAUUCUUUUCCAAGUGAAUUUUCAAACUUGAAAUCUCUCAAAAACCUUUAUUUAUCUGAAAUAGGCUUAAAAGGUCAAAUUCCUAAAGUGAGUGGAAAUUUCUGCAAGCUAAAGGCCUUAAGUCUUUCAAAGAACAAAUUUGAUGGGGGGAUUGAAGAGUUUUGGAGGAGUCUCUCCAAUUGUCCAAGUAAUACAUUAGAGUCACUAGAUUUGUUUUUUUGCAAGCUUGAAAGCCAAUUGCCGGUCUUUUUAGGAAUGUCUAAAAGUUUGCAAAAUCUCAACCUUAGAGGAAACUCUUUGUGGGGCUCAAUUCCAGAUUCCAUCGGAAACUUGUUGUCCUUGAGAACACUAGACCUCACUUAUAAUCAUAUGAAUGGCUCCAUUCCACAAAGUAUAGGACAACUUUAUGAGCUACGUUCCCUAUCUCUAUCUGGUAACUCAUGGGAAGGCAUUAUGACAGAGACCCAUUUCAUAAAUCUUACCAGAUUACAAAAUUUUCGAGUAGGAACUAUAGAUCGACCCAUGUCCUUCCUUUUCCGAGUAGGAAAUAUAGACCGACUUAUGUCCCUCAUUUUCGACGUGGCUUCUGAUUCAGUUCCUCCCUUCAAGUUCCACACAAUUGAGAUCUUGAAUUGUCAGAGCAUUGAUCUUUCAUCAAAUAAUUUACAAGGUGAAAUCCCUAAAGAAAUAAGCAGCCUCAUUCUAUUGGGCACCUUGAAUUUGUCCAUGAAUCAAUUGACUGGAAAGAACCCCUCCAAGGUCGGAAACUUGCAUCGGCUCGAAACUCUUGAUCUAUCACACAACCACCUCUCAGGACAGAUUCCUCAAAGCUUGUCAUCUUUAACCUCUUUGUCCCACUUGGACUUGUCUUACAACAAUUUGUCCGAAAGAAUUCCUUCUAGAAAUCAACUUCAAACGCUCAAUGUUCCAUCCAUUUAUACGGGCAAUCCAUGGCUAUGUGGCCUUCCUCUCUCAACUAAGUGCCCUGGAGAUGACACUUUUACUUCUAAGGAUGCAAAGGACAAGAAUGAAGAAGGAAAUGAUAAGUUGUGGUUCUAUGUUAGCAUGGUACUUGGCUUUAUCGUAGGCUCUUGGGGCGUCUGCGGCACGCUGAUCUUAAAAACAUCGUGGAGGUAUGCUUAUUUUCAACUCUUGGAUGACAUCAAAGAUAAGCUCCGGCCGCAGGUGCGUGAAGGCCACGUGAUCCUGGUCGACUGUCUCUUCCUCCACAGUUCUGGACAAUGGUUUCGAAGCUCUGGCGAUUCUGACAGGUCAAUAACAACAAGUGUUCCACUGUCCAAAAAGAAAACAAUUGUACGAGUUUCUGAUUUUCUUGCAGUUGAAGAGGAUCCUGCUGAUGCUGAACCUAAGUUUAACCCUUUUACUGGAUCUGGAAGACGCUUGGAUGGGAAACCUUUGAAAUAUGAGCCAGCACCGGCUUCUUCCUCAGGAUCCAAAGACAAGAAACCUGUAGUUACCAAUGGAAAUGCGCAACCUUCUACAGGAUCUAGUUCACAAGCUACCAGCGGUCAGGCUCAGGGAAAACUUGUUUUCGGAGCAAACACUACUACAAAAGGACCUAAUAGUGUCACUUCUUGCGUCGGUUUAAUAUUAUAUAGUGGCGAAAAAGAGAUUUGCGACACUCACUGA
Messenger RNA from Pyrus x bretschneideri (Chinese white pear), 1746 nucleotides. Its product is annotated as receptor-like protein EIX1. Gene Ontology annotation, molecular function: protein binding. The transcript has 4 exons. The coding region runs from base 1 to 1746 and encodes 581 amino acids. Lineage: Eukaryota; Viridiplantae; Streptophyta; Magnoliopsida; Rosales; Rosaceae. The record is from RefSeq and is a predicted model, not a curated record.